Ctenocephalides felis (cat flea) is the source of this 2986-nucleotide messenger RNA. It is a transcript of the gene Prp6, whose product is annotated as pre-mRNA-processing factor 6. The transcript has 10 exons. Lineage: Eukaryota; Metazoa; Arthropoda; Insecta; Siphonaptera; Pulicidae. Gene Ontology annotation, biological process: mRNA splicing, via spliceosome; spliceosomal tri-snRNP complex assembly. Gene Ontology annotation, cellular component: catalytic step 2 spliceosome; U4/U6 x U5 tri-snRNP complex. Gene Ontology annotation, molecular function: protein binding. The coding region runs from base 170 to 2962 and encodes 930 amino acids. The record is from RefSeq and is a predicted model, not a curated record.
AAUUUUUGUGGUUAAAAACGAAUAGUAACAAAAUAUAAAUAAUUAUGUAUUGAGAAUAAAUAUUGUUUGACGUGGGAGAAGUAAUGAAAAUCAGUUUAAAAAUUAUUGUCAUUAGUUGUGUUGUAUAUUAUGAUAAAUCAAGUUAGUUUUUAAAUAACAUUACAUUAAAAUGGCAAAUACGGCACAAACAUUGGCCAAUCGCAAUAAGAAGCACUUUAUGGGAGUACCUGCACCUUUAGGUUAUGUAGCUGGUGUAGGAAGAGGUGCCACUGGAUUUACUACUAGAUCUGAUAUUGGUCCAGCGAGAGAUGCCAAUGAUGUUUCUGAUGACCGGCAUGCUCCGCCAGUAGGAAAAAAGAAGAAAAAAGAUGAAGAGGAAGAGGACGAUGAAGAUUUAAAUGACUCAAAUUAUGAUGAAUUUUCUGGCUACAGUGGUUCUCUAUUCUCAAAGGAUCCAUAUGAUAAAGAUGAUGCAGAAGCUGAUGCAAUUUAUGAAGCUAUAGAUAAGCGCAUGGAUGAGAAAAGAAAAGAAUAUAGAGAAAAAAGGCUCAAAGAAGAUUUGGAAAGAUAUCGGCAAGAAAGGCCAAAAAUUCAGCAGCAAUUUUCAGAUUUGAAGAGAGAUCUUAUUGCAGUGUCUGAAGAAGAAUGGGCAAAUAUACCAGAGGUUGGGGAUGCAAGAAAUCGCAAACAACGAAACCCUAGGGCAGAAAAAUUUACUCCGUUACCUGACAGUGUUUUAUCAAGAAAUUUGGGAGGAGAAUCUACUACAAGUAUCGAUCCUAGCUCAGGACUUAGUUCAAUGAUGCCCGGAACAAGCUCAGUUGGAAUGUUGACUCCUACAGGGGAUCUGGAUUUAAGAAAAAUUGGACAAGCUAGAAAUACUUUGAUGAAUGUUAAACUAUCUCAAGUGUCAGAUUCAGUGACAGGACAAACAGUUGUAGAUCCUAAAGGAUAUUUAACUGAUCUGCAAUCAAUGAUACCAACGUAUGGUGGCGAUAUUAAUGACAUCAAAAAAGCUCGUCUUCUUUUAAAAAGUGUUAGAGAAACAAAUCCGAAUCAUCCUCCAGCUUGGGUAGCAUCAGCAAGGUUAGAGGAGGUAACUGGAAAAGUUCAAGCUGCUAGAAAUUUAAUAAUGAAAGGUUGUGAAGUGAAUCCACUCUCAGAAGAUCUAUGGUUGGAGGCUGCACGAUUACAACCACCUGAUACUGCACGCGCUGUUAUUGCUCAGGCAGCUAGGCAUAUUCCAGCAUCCGUUCGUAUUUGGAUAAAGGCAGCUGAUUUGGAAAUAGAGACAAAAGCAAAACGUAGGGUUUACCGCAAAGCGUUAGAACACAUUCCAAAUUCUGUGAGACUUUGGAAAGCAGCAGUGGAAUUAGAAAAUCCAGAAGAUGCUAGGAUUUUAUUAUCACGUGCUGUGGAAUGCUGUCCUACAUCAGUGGAACUUUGGUUGGCAUUAGCCAGAUUAGAAACAUAUGAAAAUGCUAGGAAAGUUCUGAAUAAAGCUAGAGAAAAUAUUCCCACAGACCGACAGAUCUGGACAACUGCUGCUAAAUUGGAGGAAGCUAAUGGUAAUAUUCAUAUGGUAGAUAAAAUUAUUGAAAGAGCUAUAUCCUCCUUAACAUCAAAUGGUGUUGAAAUAAAUAGAGAACAUUGGUUUAAAGAAGCUAUUGAAGCUGAGAAAUCUGGUGCAGUGCAUUGUUGCCAGGCUAUAACUAGAGCUAUCAUUGGAGUCGGUGUUGAAGAAGAAGAUCGUAAGCACACUUGGAUGGAAGAUGCUGAGAAUUGUGCACAACAAGGUGCAUAUGAAUGCGCUCGUGCAGUUUAUGCAUAUGCUUUAUCAACAUUUCCUUCAAAGAAAAGUAUUUGGCUUCGAGCAGCUUACUUUGAAAAGUCUCACGGUACGCGUGAAACAUUAGAGAGUCUUUUACAAAGGGCAGUUGCUCAUUGUCCUCAAUCAGAAGUACUCUGGUUAAUGGGGGCUAAAUCUAAGUGGUUGGCUGGUGAUGUACCCGCUGCUAGGGGUAUCUUAUCACUUGCUUUUCAAGCAAAUCCUAAUUCUGAGGAAAUUUGGUUGGCUGCUGUAAAAUUGGAAUCUGAAAAUGAGGAAUAUGAAAGAGCAAGAAGAUUGUUGGCCAAAGCUCGAGCUUCUGCUCCGACACCAAGAGUUAUGAUGAAAAGUGCCAAGUUGGAAUGGGCACUUAAUAAUUUAGACAUAGCAGUUCAAUUAUUGGGUGAAGCAAUUCAGAUAUUUCCUGAUUUUCCAAAAUUAUCCAUGAUGAAAGGACAGAUUGAAGAGCAAAAAAAUGACUUGCCUAUGGCACAUAGCACUUACACAAGCGCGUUAAAAGUGAAUCCAACCUCGGUUCCAUUGUGGCUGCUACUAUCUGGUUUAGAAGAGCGCAGAGGUGCUCUCACUAAAGCACGUUCUGUGUUAGAGAGAGCAAGAUUUAGAAAUCCAAAAAGUGCAUUGUUGUGGCUGCAAGCAAUCCGAGUAGAAAAUAAAGCUGGUUUCAAAGAUAUGGCAGGAACUUUAUUAGCAAAGGCUCUUCAGGAAUGUCCCAAUGAUGGUGUAUUGUGGGCUGAAGCAAUUUUUAUGGAACCUAGACCACAACGUAAAACAAAAUCUGUGGACGCUUUGAAGAAAUGUGAACACGAUCCACACGUCCUGCUUGCUGUGUCAAAACUUUUUUGGAGUGAACAUAAAUUUCAAAAGGCUAGAGAUUGGUUUAACAGAACUGUUAAAAUAGAACCAGAUAUUGGUGAUUCAUGGGCUUAUUUUUAUAAGUUUGAAUUACAAAACGGAACACCAGAGCAACAAGAAGAUGUUAAACAGCGGUGUAUAGCUGCUGAACCUCACCAUGGAGAAGUUUGGUGCAAGGUUUCUAAAAAUAUUCAAAAUUGGUGUCUUGGAAUUGAGCAAAUACUUCUUUUAAUUGUGAAAGAUCUUCCAAUACCGGUGUAAAAAUGAUUAAUUAUUGCUUUUAAU